UCCACGGCUUUGCAAUCAAGGGUCAUCAUCAUCAAGUAGGCAGGCCUUGCGGACUAGUGGGUUUUUCUGUGUGUGUUCGUUUCUCGUGCCGCGAGUCAGCUGCGUGCGUGCAGCAGCAGCACAGCCCGUGCUUGUUUCCUGUGAGAACGACGGAAACAUUCAGCCGCGGCGCCUCGGCCGACUACCGGCGUUGUGUUGCGAACCGUCUGCUCUUGGCCAUGUCGUCUGCCUGACGCUACGUCGCCCCGUGUCGUCUGCCACGAAUUCGCCGUCGUCCCCACCACGCAGGUGCUACCGGCGAACGAAAAAAAAAAAAAGAAAGAAGGGAGAGCAGCGAUGCAGUGCGUGCUCAAAGACAAGUUCCGGCUCUACCCGAACGCCGAGGACGACUACGAUGUGACGCUAUUCGAUAAGUCGCUAGUGUUCGAGCCAUGCGUCAAGGGCAAGGGUUUGCCGCAGUACCGUUCGCGUACCGAGGUGAAGCUCGACGACGUGAUCGGCUGUCAUGUGAUGCGCGUCGCCGAGAACGCCACCGGGCUCAAGAAAACUGUCUCGUAUUUCUGCGUGUACGCGUACCAUCUAAUCCAGAAGAAGAAGAACCUCGGCCACAGGCGCCAGAAAAGGACAUAUGUGUUUACGGUGGAUAAAAGCGACGAGUACGAAGCGAACCUCGCCAUCUCCAGGGUAUGGCAGUCGGCAUUUCUCUGGCUACUCCGAGGCGUCAUGCCCGAGCGAGGUGGCGACGGCCAGGCGUUCAUUCCAGCCGAGCUGCCCGCGCAACGACACUACCUGGUCAUCGUGAACCCAAAGAGCGGACCGGGCCGGAGCCUCGAGAUCUUCCUGCACCGGGUGCGACCGAUCCUGGCCGAGGCCGACAUCUCCCACCUGCUGCUCGUCACCGAACGCCGGAACCACGCGAGGGACUUCAUCAAGAAUCUCCACCUGAACCAGUGGAGUGGCAUCAUCAUCAUUUCCGGCGACGGGCUGCUCUACGAGGUGUACAACGGCCUCAUGGAGCGACCCGACUGGGAGCUGGCCAUCAAGAUACCCAUCGGCAUGAUUCCCGGUGGAUCGGGAAACGGCCUGGCUCGUACCAUCAGCCACGCCGCCAAUGAACCCUACGUGAGCGAUCCGAUUCUGGCGUCGACGCUGGGCAUUGCCAAGGGACGGGUGGCCCCUCUGGACCUGAUGAAGGUGGAGACUCCUACGGGACCCCUCUACUCGUUCCUGAACGUCGGCUGGGGCAUCAUGGCCGACAUCGACAUCGAGUCCGAGAAGCUGCGUGCCAUCGGAGAGAUACGCUUCACCCUGUGGGCCUUCUGGAGGGUCUUCAACCUGCGUACGUACCACGGCCGGAUAUCGUACCUGCCCGCCACCGAGAAGAUGAAGGGCGGCAACGGAGUCAUCUCGCGGCUGGUGACGUCAUCGUCGGCGCGCAACGGGCCCUCGUUGGCACCUCUGCCCCGCAACCAGUCGUCGGGCGCCGACCUCGGCGAACUGUGCGGCCAGAACGGCAACGCGAGGACGUUUCACAGGUCUGAUAGCGCUCCGGAAGGCCACCGCACGGGCGAUUGCGGGACGUCACAGAAUGAAGGGAACGAGAGCGGCCUGGAGAGGGCUACGGCGCGCGCCGUGCCGGAUGGCACCGAGGACCACGUGCCUCCUCUCACGGGCGAGGAGCUGCCGCCCGAGCUGGAAGUGGUCGCCGAUUCGAGCGUCGAGCGCGUGCCAGGGCCCAAGCCGCAGGAGCCCGCGCUCUCGGCGCCCGAGUGGUUCCCGGCGCUGACGGACCCGGUGCCGGAGGACUGGACCGUGGAGGAGGGGCGCUUCAUCAUCUGCUACUCGAGCACGGUCAGCCACCUGGGCACCAACCUGUUCAUCGCGCCCGAGUCCCGGCUGGACGACGGCAUCGCGUGGCUGCUCAUCAUCCGCGGCGAGGUGACCCGCUUCCAGGUGCUCAGCUACUUCAAGGCGCAGGAGGCCGGCCAGCACGUGGACCUGCCCUUCGUCCGCCUCAUACCGGUGCGCGCGUUCCGCCUGGAGACCUUCUCCGACUGCACCAUCACCGUGGACGGCGAGGUCGUCAAGACGAGGAUUCUGCAGGCCCGGGUGCUGCCUUCUCUGGGACGAAUUCUGACCUUCUAGGAUUGUACGAGGCGGCGCGAUUUUAGACGCAUCGCCAACAGGGACAGAUGUGAGGAAGCCCGCGAGAAUUGUUUCGAUCUGCCAAGGUUCGGCGGUAUAGUUUUUUUUUUUUUGGAACAGUUUCUCAAGAGCCAGUCAUGUGCGGCGGCGUGCGAGCUAAGUUCAAGUUGACCAGCUAUUGACUCAACUGCCUGCUCUGGUGCGUUCCCGAGUCCCGCGGCAAGUACAAGAACUCUGUGUGUGCGCGCCUCGUGAACAUUUGUGUGCAGUUUGCUUAGGAACGCGGAUCGUUCCACGACAAAGGAAAUGGACGUUUGUCUGCAUAGGUGCGGACGCUACAAUCUUCAUUUCACGGGCAGGGAUCAAAUGUAGAUUGUGAUGUUUUAGUCCCUGCUGAACCUGACGUCACGGUACAUGACGCGGGAACGGCACGGUCUCGAUGAUUUGAUAUUUACGUUUGUAUUGCUACGGAUUUGGUUGAAUAGGUAUAGCAUUCCCUCCCUACCCCAAAUUAUUUUCACCUCUUUUUGCGGUUUUUCCCCACUGCCGAGAAAUCCUUUUUUAUCUCGGAAAUUUCGUCGUAAUGUUCGAGCCUCUAAUCCCCGGGACUGUGAUGGCCCAACGAUCCUCCGAGUCUUCCACUAUGCCUGUACCGGGUUUGUGCUCAUAUUUCUUGUACUACGAGGCUGUGUUUGCCAGCGAACAUACGCCCUGUAAAAGUAUCGUUGCAGCUGGCAACUCAGUCGCGUAUACCGUCUCGCUUAUUGGGUGUCUCAAAAUGUGUGAGCAAUGCGUUCCGCGGAUCGGUCUCGUUAUCUCUUCGACUUCUAACCUACGGGUAUAUUGCCCAUUGUCCUUAGCAGCUGUCUGGUUCGUGCACUGACCUUCAACUAUCCAUGUAAGUGGACAACCGUCCUCUUUCCCCAGAACUGUAGGAAAAUUAACACGGCUCGAAGAAACCGGCAGUGUGCUCAAAACUCGCCAACGGUGUCACCGGUCUCUGUUAUUCGCACUCGCGAAGCGUUGCACGUGCUACUGACUUCGCAGUCAGUUUGGCAGACAUCGAAUCUAAUGCAGGGGUGUCCUAGGAAGCUGCCGUCGGACGGCGCUAGUAGAUAGAAGCGACUCGGAACAUGGCCUCCGAGAUCGGGCUGCGAUCUCGGGGGCUAUGUUUAGACGCAGUAAGCUCCUCUUGACACCAUGCACGUGACGGCGCUUCGUCGCAGCCGCGAGAUGCGUCUGUGCAAAACUGGGCUGUUGGUGCUGCAAUACCUGUAUGUGUGUGCGUGUGUGUUUAAUUUUUGCGCCGAGAUGGCGCUACGAAGGGUACGACGGAUACCUCGAUCUACAGCUGCGACUGUUGGACGUUCUUUUCGAUGAUCCUCCGCAAUUGGGUGUAGUGAAAGCUGACGGAUUGCGAAAAACUACCCCCGCACCUCUUUCUUUUUUCUUGGCGUGUGUGAGUGUGUUAAUGGUUUUGUGUGUGAAAGACAUCACGUGACCGCGUAAAUGAUGAUGGACGAGAAACGGUAACUUGCUUGACAGCGAAUUCACGUGGUACUGUGGUGGGGCGCGGUCGAUAUGUAUCGGCACUGACGCUUGUCUCGACAAAGGUGUAUUCUAAGGUAAGAUAUUUUUUCCGAGUAAGUGAGAUGUAUCGUCAGGGGCAUUCGUGCGAAACUACGCCCUGCGCGACGAACUGAGAAUAAUAGAGACACUGUUGUAGCCCCUGGAUAUGUGCAUAUAUUAGAUUAAACGCAGUGACUGUCUCUCCUCCAAAUACAAAGGUGCCUUCUCGACCGUUGGUCUUCGAUCUUCCCGUAUUGUCCGUCAUGAGCAGCUGUACAUGCAAGGACGAAAUAAAUCGACUGAACAAUA
This is a messenger RNA of Dermacentor andersoni, 4023 nucleotides long. RefSeq names its product sphingosine kinase 1-like. NCBI's taxonomy places the organism in Eukaryota, Metazoa, Arthropoda, Arachnida, Ixodida, Ixodidae. Gene Ontology annotation, cellular component: cytoplasm; membrane; intracellular membrane-bounded organelle. The record is from RefSeq and is a predicted model, not a curated record. Gene Ontology annotation, biological process: sphingosine biosynthetic process; phosphorylation.